Molecule: messenger RNA, 2436 nt
Organism: Puccinia triticina
Lineage: Eukaryota; Fungi; Basidiomycota; Pucciniomycetes; Pucciniales; Pucciniaceae
Exons: 2
Coding region: 1-2436 (811 amino acids)
Biological process (GO): L-tryptophan biosynthetic process
Cellular component (GO): cytosol
Molecular function (GO): indole-3-glycerol-phosphate synthase activity; phosphoribosylanthranilate isomerase activity
Source: RefSeq, a predicted model, not a curated record
AUGACCAGAACAUCGUUGCCCGCCGGCGAAGUCCAGGUGCUGAUUAUUGACAACUAUGACAGUUUCACCUGGAACCUCUAUCAGUACUUGUGUCUACUCGGCGCAUCAGUCUCCGUCAUCCGUUCGCAAGCCUGUACCCUCGAUGAACUCGUAGCUUCCUACCCCAACCUCACCCAUCUCGUCAUCUCACCCGGUCCCGGCCACCCUUCUACCGACUCGGGAAUCUCGAUCCCAGCUAUCCAUCAUUAUGCUGGCAAGAUUCCGAUUCUCGGGAUCUGUAUGGGUCUUCAAUGUAUCUACUCGGCCUUCGGCGGCCAAGUCUCCAAAGUUGGAGAGAUCGUCCACGGAAAGACUUCGCUCGUCUCACAUGACGCAAGAGGUCUCUUCAAAGCCCUCCCCCCGCACAUCCAGUGCACCCGAUACCACAGCCUUGCCGGCCGAUCCGGCACCCUGCCCUCCGAGCUAGAGGUCACCUGCUGGACCAAUUCAAAUCCCCAGCUGGCCAACGAUCCUGCUCCGUUUGACGACACAUCCUCGAUCAUCAUGGGCGUCAGACAUAAGCUGCUGACUAUCGAAUCAGUCCAAUACCACCCCGAGAGCAUCCUUUCUGAAGAGGGCAAACCCUUCCUAUCGAAUUUUUUGAAUCUUCGAGGCGGCCACUGGGCCGAAAAUCCCGACUCUCACGUCUCUCCCACCCCCAAGUCUAAGCCCACCCCACCCGCCGAAUCAUCAAAUCAGCAGACAAUAUUGGAAAAAAUUUGCGUGCAAAGAGCAAACGAUCUCAUUGAGGCCAAGUGUAUCCCCGGUUCAUCCCCCACCGACCUCAAGCGCAAGCUUGCUGCCAAUGUCCCUCCGGUCCAAAUCGACUUCUAUGAACGCAUUCGCCAAACCACGACCGGCAAGGUAGCCUUGAUGGCCGAGAUCAAACGUGCAUCUCCUUCAAAAGGCUCUUUCAUCACUCCAACCACCCCAAGCUCACCCGCGAUCGCCGUCUCCUAUGCCGCCGCUGGUGCAUCCGUCAUCUCAGUCUUGACCGAGCCCAAGUGGUUCAAGGGUACCCUGUUAGACAUGCUUGAAGUCCGCCUGUCAGUCGAAAACGUGCCUAACCGACCAGCAAUACUCCGCAAAGAUUUUAUCAUCGAUCCAUAUCAAAUUGACGAGGCUAGAUGCUAUGGGGCCGAUACGAUCUUGUUGAUUGUCGCCUGCCUCAGUCUUGAUCAACUGAGGCUCCUCUACAACCACGCCAAAUCACUCGGCAUGGAGCCCCUCGUCGAAGUCGCCAAUGCCGCCGAACUUGAAGUGGCACUCCAGAUUAGGCCCCGAGUGAUUGGUGUCAACAAUCGGAACUUGCACGAUUUCCGGGUCGACAUGAGUACCACCUCGAAGAUGCUGGAUGAACUGAACGCGCGAAACUCUACUCAGAACGGAAACUCCGACGAGAUCAUCAUGUGCGCUCUCAGUGGAAUCUCAGGUCGAGCUGAUGUCGAAAGAUACGCUGCAGAGGGUGUUGGUGCUGUCCUGGUUGGCGAGGCGCUGAUGAAGGCCGAAGAUAAAGUUAGCUUCGUCCACGACCUACUAGGCAUCACACCUGCCCCGAAACUCACCAAGCGGAAACCACUCGUCAAGAUCUGCGGGAUCAAAACUGUCGAGGCAGCUCUUCACGCAACCAAGGCUGGAGCCGACCUUCUCGGCUUGAUCUUUGUUCCGAAGAGUAAACGCUACGUUACGCCGCAACAAGCCGAUGCGAUUAUCAAGGCAGUCCGCAAGUCGAGUGAAGAAUCCCCGAAACCAUCCCUAGAAUCGGAAGAGAGCGAAUUGGACACCACCGAUUGGUUCAGUUUGCAAUCGUCUCGGCUGCUUCAAAAACGCAGGACUCAGCGAAGACCAUUGAUCGUUGGCGUGUUCCAAAACUCGAGCCUCAGUGAGAUCGAGAAGAUCGUCAACCAACUGGGAGAUGCGAUCGACUUGAUCCAAUUGCACGGCUCGGAAGACGUUCGGAUGGCCAAGUUUCUAUCCAAACCGGUCAUCAAAGCCUUCCACAUCGAUGUCGAAAAGGGGAGAAGAAGUCUUAACGAGUGUGAAGAGUCUUUCCAAUCAGGAUUCCAGAAAACCUUGUCGAUGAUCAACGAGCCCGGCAUGCACGCAUUCUCCAUCCUGGACAGCGCCAGCCUCAGCCAAUGUGGAGGGACCGGCCAAACCUUCAACUGGGACUCGGUCAAAACCCACCUGGCUUCCUCCACAACCACCCACCAUAACCUGGUGAUCGCUGGCGGAUUGAACGCUCACAACGUCGCGAAGUGCAUCGAGACUUUCGACCCCUUCAUUCUCGAUAUCUGUUCGGGAGUCGAGCUCGAGAACUGCGAUAGUCAAGUGGCCGAGAAUAAGGAUUUCAAGAAGAUUUCCCAAGUCAUCGACCUCAUCAAAUCCCAUUCUUGA